CAAUCUUCAAAGAUGGACCCUCAAAACCCAAGCUCAAUCCCUCUUCUCCUCCCUUAUUCUACCCCCACCCCAAAAAAUGUGGCGGACCAUUGAUGCUCACUUGAAAACAGUCCGCUUACCUGUCCGUACUGUCCUCCUCUCUCACCACCAAAACCCUCCCUCCCUCCCUUCUCUUGAACCACCAGACUCUCUCCAUUUUCUCUCUCUCUCCAAAACCCUAACUACCUCCUCAUCAACCCCCUAUCCCCCCUCUCCAAUUCUCGCUUUCACUACACGCUGCAUUAAUAGUGUUGCUUUCGGCCGCGGUCGUAAUUUGGUGCCUGUGAGGUGCAUUUCUUCAAUUUCGUCCUCCGCCGCUCCAAAUCAGCAGCGCACGGCUGUGGGCUGGAAUGAGCCGGUGACGUGUUCGGAGCUCGGUGAUGGUGGUAAAGGCACGAAUAUCGAGGAGGACGCUCGGCAGUCCAUUCCUGUUCGCGCUUUUUUAUUCUCUACUAGUGUGGAUUUGAAAAGCUUAGUGGAGCAGAACAAGAAAAAUUUUAUACCACCAACAUCGCGAAUGACAAAUUAUGUUGUUCUUAAGUUUGGGAAUCUCUCUCAAGUCGCUGGUCUGGGCUCUUGCAUAAGUGGAAGUAAUUGCUGUUACAUGGUAGUGUUCCAAUAUGGAUCCAUUGUUUUGUUUAAUGUCCGUGAACACGAGGUUGAUGAAUAUCUGAAUCUUGUAAGGAAGCAUGCCUCAGGAUUGCUCCCUGAAAUGAGGAAGGAUGAGUAUGAGGUGAGAGAGAAGCCAACUCUAAACACAUGGAUGCAAGGUGGAUUGGAUUACAUUAUGCUGCAGUUCUUGAACACUGAUGGAAUACGGAUGAUUGGUAGUGUUCUUGGUCAAAGUAUAGCUCUUGACUACUAUGGACGCCAGGUUGAUGGAAUGGUUGCUGAAUUUACUGACAUAAAUCGUGGGAUGGAAAAAACUGGAACAUUUUCUAUGGACAGCAAAAAGCUUUUUCAAAUAGUGGGGAAGGCCAAUUCUAAUCUUGCUGAUGUGAUUCUAAAGCUUGGGCUUUUUGAGAGAUCAGACAUAGCUUGGAAAGAUGCCAAAUAUGCUCAGAUAUGGGAAUAUCUCAGAGAUGAAUUCGAGUUAACUCAGAGAUUUGCCAGUCUUGAUUUUAAGCUGAAGUUUGUUGAGCAUAAUAUCCGCUUUCUUCAAGAAAUUCUACAAAACAGGAAAUCAGAUUUUCUGGAAUGGCUCAUCAUUGUGUUGAUUAGCGUUGAAAUCAUUAUAUCCGUUUUCGAUCUUGUUCAGAGAUCAGGAUUUAAAUUCCUCUAAUCAUUGUAGCAUCGAUGUCUAGAGAUACACAGAUGAAGGUAACACUUGCUGUGAUUUUUCCUUUCAAAUAACCUUCGAUUUUGUUUCUUUCCAAAUUGUAAAUAAAAUUUGGAUUGUAUA
This is a messenger RNA of Populus nigra (black poplar), 1441 nucleotides long. Its product is annotated as protein RETARDED ROOT GROWTH-LIKE-like. NCBI's taxonomy places the organism in Eukaryota, Viridiplantae, Streptophyta, Magnoliopsida, Malpighiales, Salicaceae. Bases 77 to 1321 code for a protein of 414 amino acids. The transcript is spliced from 7 exons. The record is from RefSeq and is a predicted model, not a curated record.